Spea bombifrons (plains spadefoot toad) is the source of this 1681-nucleotide messenger RNA. It is a transcript of the gene ENO1, whose product is annotated as enolase 1. Gene Ontology annotation, molecular function: magnesium ion binding; phosphopyruvate hydratase activity. Lineage: Eukaryota; Metazoa; Chordata; Amphibia; Anura; Pelobatidae. The record is from RefSeq and is a predicted model, not a curated record. Gene Ontology annotation, biological process: glycolytic process. The transcript is spliced from 11 exons. The coding region runs from base 16 to 1320 and encodes 434 amino acids. Gene Ontology annotation, cellular component: phosphopyruvate hydratase complex.
UCACAGAACAUCACCAUGUCUAUCCUGAAGGUCCAUGCCCGUGAAAUCUUUGACUCCCGUGGGAACCCAACAGUAGAGGUUGAUCUGUAUACAGGCAAAGGUCUGUUCCGGGCAGCUGUUCCUAGCGGUGCAUCCACCGGUAUUUAUGAAGCCCUUGAGCUCAGGGACAAUGACAAAACUCGCUAUCUCGGCAAAGGUGUGAAAAGAGCUGUGAAAUAUGUAAACGAGUUUCUGGGACCCGCUUUAUGCACCCAGAGUGUAACAGUCGUUGAACAGGAAAAAAUUGACAAACUUAUGCUGGAUAUGGAUGGAACUGAGAACAAAUCCAAGUUUGGUGCCAAUGCAAUCUUGGGAGUAUCUCUAGCAGUGUGCAAAGCAGGAGCAGCCGAGAAAGGUGUUCCUCUGUACCGUCACAUUGCAGACCUAGCUGGAAACCCUGAGGUCAUCCUCCCUGUUCCGGCCUUCAAUGUAAUAAACGGUGGUUCCCAUGCUGGAAACAAGCUGGCCAUGCAGGAGUUCAUGAUCCUGCCUGUGGGAGCAAGCACUUUUAAAGAGGCCAUGCGUAUUGGAGCAGAGGUUUACCACAACUUGAAGAAUGUCAUCAAGGACAAGUAUGGAAAAGAUGCCACCAAUGUGGGUGAUGAGGGUGGCUUUGCUCCCAACAUCCUGGAGAACAAGGAAGCUCUGGAGCUCCUGAAGACUUCAAUCAACAAAGCUGGUUACUCUGAUAAGAUUGUCAUCGGAAUGGAUGUUGCAGCUUCAGAGUUCUACAGGGAUGGGAAGUAUGAUCUGGACUUCAAGUCACCAGACGACCCAAGCAGAUACAUCUCCCCUGAUCAGCUGGCUGAUCUGUACAAGAGCUUUGUGAAGGAUUACCCAGUUGUUUCCAUUGAAGAUCCAUUUGACCAGGAUGACUGGGCAGCCUGGUCAAAGUUUACAGGCAGCGUUGGAAUCCAGGUAGUUGGUGAUGACCUGACUGUGACCAAUCCCAAGCGUAUUGCCAAGGCAGUGGAAGAUAAGGCAUGUAACUGCCUGCUUCUUAAGGUCAACCAGAUCGGCAGCGUCACAGAAUCCUUGCAGGCAUGUAAGCUGGCUCAGUCCAAUGGCUGGGGAGUGAUGGUUAGUCACCGUUCUGGAGAGACUGAAGACACAUUCAUCGCUGAUCUGGUGGUUGGCCUUUGCACUGGACAGAUUAAAACUGGUGCCCCAUGCAGGUCUGAACGUCUUGCAAAGUACAACCAGUUGCUCAGGAUUGAGGAGGAGCUGGGCAGCAAGGCACGCUUUGCUGGCAAAAACUUCAGGAAGCCAGUCUUCAACUAAAUGGAUAUCUUAAUCAAAGCACUUAUCCACCUGAUGUAGUCACCAUAACCUAGAGGAGAGGCGUGAACACUUCUGUGCUGGAGAGGCUUAUUCUUCGGCAAUAGUAGUCAUGGUUCAUCCCGAGCCUCAUCACUAUCCUGAUUCUGACCUUCCAGUUCCUGAAGCUUUGCUGCUCAUUAGGACGAUUCCUUGUUUGUCACUCUCGGUGCCUGCAUGUUGUCUGUUUCUUAUUGUGGUUAUGGUCCUGAACACUUCAAUCUGGUCUAAUGUUAUCAUCAAGUUGUGUUGCAGUUUAUCGGGAGGCUAGUUAAUGGUCAGGUAACUGUAGUUUACAAAGAGCUAAUAAACUGUUUUGAAGGUG